Molecule: messenger RNA, 2373 nt
Organism: Acyrthosiphon pisum (pea aphid)
Lineage: Eukaryota; Metazoa; Arthropoda; Insecta; Hemiptera; Aphididae
Exons: 2
Coding region: 1-2373 (790 amino acids)
Source: RefSeq, a predicted model, not a curated record
AUGCGAGAAGUGUGGGCUAGAGAAAACGCUCCUGGCAGAGAUCCUCAGUUGCUUCCGAGGAGAGUGAGCAAGCAUUUUGUCACCGACGGAAAUGUGGACAGGAGGCGAUACAACCCACCGCCUGAAACGGUCAAUGAAGUCGCAGUAGUGUUUGUCGGUGAUGACGGUCAACCACCAACAAACAUCGAUCUAGUCAUCCACGACCGGAAUCCGAUUGACCCGCAACAUCGCCGGCUACAGACCAUACCAGCCGGCUCUUCAAACGCGGAUCCAAUGCUGUAUCCCCUACUCUUUCCACGAGGAGAGCUCGGUUGGCAUCAACGCCUGCUACAAGAGGGCCCUCGCCGAACCCCUGUUCGCAAUCGGAAUAGUAUCAGGGAGUAUACUUGCUAUCGUCUUGCUAUUCGUUAUAUUGGAAACAACGACACAAUCCACGUUACUAUGAGUUUAUUACAUAAUGGUCGAUUUCUGUUUCAACAGUUUGUGGGUGAUCAUUACCUUCGAAUGGAAGCGAACAACUUGCAGUACAUUAGAUGGCAUCAAGCUGAGCUUUUUGCCGAAUCGUAUCAGGGACUUGUGGAUCACAUCAACCAACAGCUCCAACUAGACGCACCCGUGGCGGGCGUCGGCCGUAGGAUGAUUUUGCCAUCGUCUUUCACAGGCGGUCCCCGUUUCAUGAAACAGUGUUAUCAUGACGCGAUGGCAAUUGUGUGUAAGUGUGGAAAGCCUAAUCUUUUUAUUACAUUUACGUGUAACCCUAGCUGGCCGGAGAUCUCACAAAAUCUACCAAGAUGGGCAACGGCAAGCGACAGACCGGACCUGGUGUCCAGGGUGUUCAAUGCGAAACUCAAGCAGCUGAUGCGCGACAUAACGGUGAACAAUAUAUUUGGUAAUGUCGAUGCAUAUGUUUAUACUGUCGAGUUUCAGAAACGAGGACUGCCACACGCCCACAUACUGAUCAUUCUGAGUGAGGGUAGCAAGUUGCUAACCGCCGACGACGUCGACAAUGUAGUGUACGCCUUCUUGCCAGACCCGGUGACUGAGCCGCGUCUAUUCGAUUGUGUGACGAGACACAUGAUACACGGGCCGUGUGGCACGCUGAACCCAAACAGCCCAUGCAUGGUGGACAACAGUUGUUCAAAGAAGUUUCCAAAAGAAUACAGCGAAGAGACUGUAUACAUUGCUGACGGUGGUUACCCAAAGUACUGUCGGCCAAACAACGGACCUGUGGCCAGGGUCAGAAAUCAAGAGGUCAGCAAUGAGUUUGUCGUGCCUUACAAUCCGUACCUGUUAGCAAAAUACGAUGCACACAUUAACGUAGAGGUAUGCUCUACUGUGAAGAGUGUUCAGUAUUUGUAUAAAUAUGUAUAUAAAGGGCACGAUGCUGCGACCAUGGAAGUAUGGAACGGAAAUGAAAUAGACAGGUACGUCAGCCCACCAGAAGCCGUCUGGAGGUUGUUUGCGUAUAAACUACACGACAUCAGUCACACGGUAGUUAGACUUCCGGUGCACCUAGAAAACUACCACAACGUGUACUUUGCGCGUGGACAGGAACUACAGGGGGUACAAAACAACGCCCUACCUCGAACAAAACUCACGGCGUUCUUCGCGCUCAACGAGAGAAACGUUGAUGCCAGACAGUAUCUUUACCACGAGAUACCGACACAUUACACUUGGCAAGCAUCGUCAAAAGAGUGGAGACUGCGGCAAAGACAGGCACAUCGCGAGACGUUAUCUCGAAUGUACGUCGUCAACCCACUGGAUAGAGACCGUUUUCAUCUACGAUUGCUACUCUUGCACAGAAGAGGCCCGCGGUCUUUCCGAGACUUGAAGACGGUAAACGGGGUAGUGCAUGCCACAUACGCGGCCGCCGCCGUUGCGUUGGGAUUGUUGGAAGACGACGAAGCGUGGCGGGCGUGUAUGACAGAAUCAUCGGCGUUGGACACAGCCACUCAACUGCGUUAUCUAUACGUCACGAUACUAUUGUUUUGCCACCCCGCGGACCUGUACCGGCGGUUUGAAGUCAACAUGAUGGAAGACUUCAAUCGGCGCUUCCAAAACGUCGACCACGCUAGGGCGGCGUGUCUCAAAGCAAUCAGAGACCUACUUCGUGCACGCGGAAAAUCACUCGACGACUACGGUCUACCCAGUCCAGACGAAGAUCUACUGGAACCGGAUCAAGACGACCCAAUGUUCGGUGCAAUAGACGCGGCCGUUGCCUGGCAACAGCGAUUGAGUGAAUUGAACGACGAACAACGAACGGUGUACGAUCGAGUGAUGGCGGCCGUCGAUGACAACCGCAACGUUCAGAAAAUGUUUCUACGUCGACGGGCCAGGAGGGAACGGGAAAAACGACGCUAUACGGAUGCCUAA